GACACACACGCAGUUAACUGACGCCCCAUUUCCCAUUUCCGAAACCUUCUUCAGUUCUUCCUCUCGUCUCUCGAGUACUGGCUCUGCUACCUGUCCAUCCAUCCAUCCAUAUAUUGAGCCCACCGCCCAUCCUUCCUUCGCUUCAUUUUCACGCACACCAACCGCUCUGCUCUGCGCUUCGAUUCCCCCGAGGCACCAGCAACAACGACCCCCCUGUUCGUUUCGGCGCAGUGCAGCCUCGGCCAUGGCCAUCGACCACGAGUCCCCUUUCAAGGAGCUCCGCCUCAAGAACAGGAGGAUCAUGGGCGCUGGCGCCCCUGAGCCGGAGGAGGAAGAGGACUUGGCGGCGGCGGCGGAGCCGGAGGAGCAGCAGUGGCCGCGGUGGCUGCGGCCGCUGCUGUCGGCGCGCUUCUUCGCGCAAUGCAAGACGCACGCCGACUCCCACCGGAGCCGCGGCGAGUGCAACAUGUUCUGCCUCGACUGCUCCGCCGCCACCGCCAUGGCCGCUUCCACGGCCGCCGCCGCGCACGCGCUGUGCUCGCAGUGCCUGGCCGAGGGCCACCGCGGCCACCACGUGACCCAGAUCCGGCGGUCGUCGUACCACGACGUGAUCCGGGUGUCGGACAUCGCGCGGUUCAUGGACAUCGCGGGGGUGCAGACCUACGUCAUCAACAGCGCCCGCGUCGUCUUCCUCAACGAGCGGCCCCAGCAGAAGAACAACCACCCGGGCAAGGCCAGCGGCGCCAAUGGCGGCGGCGGCGGCGCCAAUCUCUGCGAGGUCUGCAGCCGCAGCCUCCUCGACAACUUCCGCUUCUGCUCCCUCGGCUGCAAGGUCGCCGGCUGCUCCCCCUCCUCCGCCAGCGCCUCCUCCUCCUCCCUCCGCAAUGCAACCGCCGCGGGGAAACAGAGCUUCUCCCCGUCCACCCCGCCGCCGCCGCCUCCCCCGCCGGCGGCCGCCAAGCGGCGCAAGGGCAUCCCGCACCGGGCGCCCUUCGGCAACCUCAUCGUCGACUACUAGGCUCCGCCAUUGCUGCAAUCCACAUAUUGCCCCGGUGACAAAGCGGCCACCAUUGGCUUGGGUGCGGCUCGCCAUUGCUAAUGCCUUCCCCCCCGGUCGCCUUUGGUGGUGGUGCUUCUCGAUGUGGAUUCCAUUGCACCAUUAAUUAGCUUUUCCAGGAAGAAAGCAAAGCUAGCUAGAGCCGGAAAAGGGGGUGGACCUUGGACACACAACUGAAAAAGCUCCAGCCUUUUUCUGUUCUUACUGCUUAAUCAUUACCAUCCUUAGGACAGGAAACAAACAGAAUUACUCCUACAUUACAGAGAGAUUUUACUGUAUAUGGUUAUGAUCCUGCUCUGCUUCUUCUGUACUAGUCUUGGUUUUUGUGAUGUUCAUUCCUUCCUUGCCUUAGGUACUGCAGGUUAGUGGAGUAGUAAUAAGCAAUGCGGGUGCAGUCCGUGGUGAGCUAGCAAGAUUAAUUAGCUCAUCUCCGCUUCCUGCAUUGCCACUUGUUGAACAAGUUUUGUGAUGACUGUGCGUCAUUAGUGCUUUCUUGGUAUGUAAAUAUGGAGUGCUAGAAGCUUGCUAAAUCGUUUCUCUGCUUUU
Molecule: messenger RNA, 1603 nt
Organism: Brachypodium distachyon (stiff brome)
Lineage: Eukaryota; Viridiplantae; Streptophyta; Magnoliopsida; Poales; Poaceae
Exons: 2
Coding region: 245-1018 (257 amino acids)
Source: RefSeq, a predicted model, not a curated record